Messenger RNA from Protopolystoma xenopodis, 570 nucleotides. NCBI's taxonomy places the organism in Eukaryota, Metazoa, Platyhelminthes, Monogenea, Polystomatidea, Polystomatidae. The record is from the annotation of a GenBank genome assembly.
CGUCUUCAUACACUUCUGUCAGACGAUCCCUCGUCUGUUGGACCUCGAGUUACCCCGGACCUUGUGGAACAAUUACGACUAGAACUUGCUCAGUAUAGACAAGGUUAUGAACAGUCCAAAAAGCUUCUUGAAUCUGAAUCACGAAGAGCUGAAGUCAAAGAGCGCCAGAUAGCUGAAUUAAAAAACCUGCAUCAAGAUAAAAUAUGUCAACAGGAGGCUGCUCUGCUGACUAUACAACGUGUCCUUGCAGAGCGGGAUCAAGAAGUAGCCGGGCUGAAGGAACGCCUAUGUCAACUUAGCCACCAGAAACAAGACCUUCUGUCUGAUCUUCUGGAAACCCGCAGCCGAUGGAAUCGCCUCUCAGCUGCAUGGCUUUCUUCCGCAGGCCGAUUACGUUUCCGCCUUCAUCGGCAGCUUUCUGUGGCUGUAUCCGAGCUGACUCGACUGACUGAUCUAGUUGCUCAAUUUGGCGGCGAUGGACAAGUUAAUAAGAGAUUUAAUAUCUCUGAGCUUUUGCGUCCUCUGUCUUCACCCAGUUCUACAGAGGCUGAAGAUGAACUAGGUUGGUAG